This is a messenger RNA of Myodes glareolus (Bank vole), 3184 nucleotides long. The record is from RefSeq and is a predicted model, not a curated record. Lineage: Eukaryota; Metazoa; Chordata; Mammalia; Rodentia; Cricetidae.
GCACACACACGCCCACCGCGGCUGGGCUGGCGGAGCGCGGGCGAGUGUGAGCGCGGGCGAGUGUGAGCGCGAGUGUGCGCACGCCGCGGGAGCCACUCUGCCCUCUCCUCGCACCCUGCACAGGGCAUCUCGAGAGCCUGGAAACGUGAACAGGCUUAAAGUAUGGCAUGUUGCGAAGAUGGUUUCUGUCCAGAAGGUACCCGCGAUCGCGCUGUGCUCCGGGGUCAGCCUUGCGCUUCUGCACUUCCUGUGCCUGGCGACUUGUUUAAACGAAUCCCCAGGACAGAACUCAAAGGACGAGAAAAUGUGCCCGGAAAAUUUUACCCGUAUCCUGGACAGUUUGCUGGAUGGUUAUGACAACAGGCUGCGUCCUGGAUUUGGGGGUCCUGUUACAGAGGUGAAAACUGACAUAUAUGUCACCAGCUUUGGACCCGUUUCUGAUGUUGAAAUGGAAUAUACAAUGGAUGUGUUCUUCAGACAGACGUGGAUUGACAAAAGACUAAAAUAUGAUGGUCCCAUUGAAAUUUUGAGGUUGAACAAUAUGAUGGUCACCAAAGUUUGGACCCCUGAUACUUUCUUCAGGAAUGGAAAAAAAUCUGUCUCACAUAACAUGACAGCUCCAAAUAAGCUUUUUAGAAUUAUGAGAAAUGGCACUAUUUUAUACACAAUGAGACUCACCAUAAGUGCGGAGUGCCCCAUGAGACUGGUGGAUUUCCCUAUGGAUGGUCAUGCCUGCCCUUUGAAAUUUGGGAGUUAUGCGUAUCCCAAGAGUGAGAUGAUCUAUACCUGGACCAAAGGCCCUGAGAAAUCAGUGGAAGUGCCAAAGGAGUCUUCUAGCUUAGUUCAAUAUGACCUAAUUGGGCAGACUGUAUCAAGUGAAACUAUCAAAUCUAUUACAGGUGAAUACAUUGUUAUGACAGUUUACUUCCACCUCAGACGGAAGAUGGGCUAUUUUAUGAUUCAGACGUAUAUCCCAUGUAUUAUGACAGUGAUCCUUUCUCAAGUUUCUUUCUGGAUAAAUAAGGAGUCUGUUCCAGCUAGAACUGUGUUUGGAAUAACCACAGUUCUCACGAUGACCACCCUAAGCAUCAGUGCCCGACAUUCGUUGCCCAAAGUAUCCUAUGCCACCGCCAUGGAUUGGUUCAUAGCUGUCUGCUUUGCCUUUGUGUUUUCGGCUCUUAUUGAGUUUGCUGCUGUCAACUAUUUCACCAACAUUCAAAUGCAGAAAGCCAAAAAGAAAACAUCGAAGCCUCCUCCAGAAAUUCCACCUGCCCCAGUGUUGAGAGAAAAUCACCCAGAAGUGUCUCUCCAGAAUAUACAUGGCAAUUUGAACAUGAGGAAAAGAACAAAUGCCCUGGUCCACUCAGAAACUGAUAGCAAUAGCAGAACUGAGAUGGGGAACCAUUCCAGCAAGACGACCACAGUCCAAGAGUCUUCUGAAGCCACCCCUAAGGAGUACUUAGCUUCCAGUCCAAACCCAUUCAGCAGGGCAAAUGCGGCUGAGACAAUUUCUGCAGCUAAAGGUCUUUCCUCUGCGCCCUCUCCCAGCCCUUGUGGCACAUCAAGACCGGCUUCCUUGGGGUCAACUUCUACUCGCCCCGCAUUUGGGUCCAGACUUGGGCGAAUUAAGACCACAGUUAACACAACAGGGGCUGCUGGAACUGGGUCGGCCACACCUCCUCCCCCUGCUCCACCGCCUUCCGGAUCUGGCACAAGUAAAAUAGACAAAUACGCUCGUAUUCUCUUCCCAGUCACAUUUGGGGCAUUUAACAUGGUCUACUGGGUUGUUUAUUUAUCCAAGGACACCAUGGAGAAAUCAGAAAGUCUAAUGUAAUUUUGUUGCUAUAGUAAUUUCAUAAAAGAUGAUGGAAAUCCAGACUGUCUUUUUAAAUGUUUUUCAAGAUAAGUAUUCUUUACUAAAAUAAAAAUUUUAUGUAAUUUUUUGAGUUUAAAAGUAUAAAUCAGGUAGAUAUCAAGAGAGUUAAUCAAUCCCUCAGUGGCCAGAAAGUGAACCAUGUUUCCUUACAGAAAGAUGAUUUUAAAAGAAUCUAUUCAGUGUUCAAAUUGGAUGGAAUACAGACUAUUAUGGAAAGUUGGAAAAAGGGAAAUAGGGCCAGAAGAGAUAUGUGAUGCAUAUUUUUGCAUUGAAAUUUGAAAGAAAAAAAAAGACUGUGAUAUUUUUAAAUACACCCCAUGAAAUCAACCAGUCACAGAAAAUUUCCCAUUGGCACUGCCCUUCACCAGAAUUGUGUCCUGCAAGUCCUUUGCCAGAAAAGCAUUUUCCUCCUAAACAGAACACUGGGAAGAGGAAAAUAGAACCAAACAAACACUGAUCAAUACAGUGAAGCCUUGGUGUCAUCAAUAAUAGACACCGACCAGGGCAAAUGUGUUUUCUGGCACAUAUUGGUCCAAAAAAAUUAAUACUUAACAGUUGACUUGAAAUGUUGUGCUCUGAGCCAAAGUUAAAUUCAUUGUAUAAAUUCUUUUUCAUAGUAUCUCAUUCAGUUAUGUACUGUAUACAUUUACUACAUAGUUCCUCAGAGCCUGGAGCCUGUGUGUUCUAGGCAGUUUAGAGACAAUUUUCUAGGGAGGUUCUUUCACCUUUACAGAGUUACUUCAGUAGUAGGACAGUCAGUGCAUGUUAAAGAACCGUAAUUUAACCUAGCACAUUGUGUUCUUUAAUGAAGGCAAUUUAGUUAGACUCUGACAACAUAGCCAAUAUAUUUGUUUCUCCUGCACUGACAGAGGAAAUCAAAUACACUUGUUCCUAUAGUCACUUUGAGAUAAGUACAUGUUCGUACAAUCUGGAUGAUUGGGUAUCAAACUAUAAUGAAAUAAUGAUAGAGAUUGUUCUAUAGGUGAAGAAGCAUCAUAUAUAUAAAACAUAAAAAUCAUCUAGGCACUGGAAAACCUAACCUAUUACCUGUGUCAAAUUUGAUUCAGGUUACAUAUUACAGUUUUCCCACCAGACCAGAUCUAAAAUCAAAAGUCUGCAUAGGCCAUUUUUAUGCUUACUCAAAUAGAGAGCAAUAUUUGCUGCCCAAAUGCUAACGUUCUUGGAAGCCUUUGUGCUCAUAAUGUCUGUAUGUCUGGCAUGUUUUGUAUUUGUUUUCUGGGAGUUUGAUAAGAUUUUAUAACCAAGGAACUUUAAAAAUUAAAGGAGCAGUUAGAGGGGGAAAAAAAA